This is a messenger RNA of Oryza brachyantha (malo sina), 2891 nucleotides long. RefSeq names its product importin subunit beta-1. NCBI's taxonomy places the organism in Eukaryota, Viridiplantae, Streptophyta, Magnoliopsida, Poales, Poaceae. Gene Ontology annotation, molecular function: small GTPase binding; nuclear import signal receptor activity. Bases 17 to 2623 code for a protein of 868 amino acids. The record is from RefSeq and is a predicted model, not a curated record. Gene Ontology annotation, cellular component: nucleus; cytoplasm. Gene Ontology annotation, biological process: protein import into nucleus. The transcript is spliced from 2 exons.
GACAGUUGGUCCAGCCAUGAAUAUCACUCAGAUUCUGCUAGCAGCUCAAUCUGCAGAUGGCAACCUUCGAACAGUAGCAGAAGGGAACCUCAAGCAGUUCCAGGAGCAGAAUCUUCCCAACUUCCUCCUCUCCUUAUCAGUGGAGCUUUCGGAGGAUGAGAAACCACCAGAGUCUAGAAGACUUGCUGGUAUUAUCCUUAAGAAUUCUUUGGAUGCAAAGGACUCUGCAAAAAAGGAACUAUUGAUUCAACAAUGGGUCAGCCUAGAUCCAUCAAUCAAACAGAAGAUAAAGGAGUCACUGCUGAUAACAUUAGGAUCUUCUGUACAUGAUGCAAGGCAUACCUCAUCCCAAGUCAUUGCGAAGAUUGCAUCCAUUGAGAUCCCCCGGAGGGAAUGGCAAGAACUCAUUGCCAAAUUGUUGGGCAAUAUGACACAACAGGGUGCACCUGCUCCACUAAAGCAAGCAACUCUAGAGGCCUUAGGGUAUGUAUGCGAGGAGAUUUCUCCUGAACACUUGGAGCAGGAUCAAGUGAAUGCUGUUCUGACUGCUGUUGUCCAAGGGAUGAAUCAGACAGAGCUAAGCCCUGAAGUUCGUCUUGCGGCAGUUAAAGCCCUGUAUAAUGCUCUUGAUUUUGCUGAGAGCAACUUUGCAAAUGAAAUGGAGAGGAAUUAUAUAAUGAAGGUCAUCUGUGAUACUGCUGUAUCAAAAGAAAUGGAGAUCAGACAGGCAGCCUUUGAAUGCCUUGUUGCAAUUGCAUCCACAUAUUAUGUACACUUGGACCCUUACAUGCAAACCAUAUUCAAUCUAACAGCUAAUGCUGUCAAAGGAGAUGAAGAAGCAGUUGCACUUCAAGCUAUUGAGUUCUGGAGCACUAUUUGUGAUGAAGAGAUUGAGCUCCAAGAAGAAUACGAGGGAUCUGACGAUGCUAAUUCUACAGUAAAUUAUCGUUUCAUUGAGAAAGCCCUUCCUUCACUUGUUCCAAUGCUGCUAGAGACUCUGUUAAAGCAAGAGGAAGAUCAAGAUCAAGAUGAUAAUGUAUGGAACAUUUCCAUGAGUGGUGGGACAUGCCUUGGGCUCAUCGCUAGAACUGUUGGCGAUGCAAUUGUCCCUCUUGUUAUGCCGUUUGUUGAGGGUAACAUCGCAAAACCUGAUUGGCAUUGUCGUGAGGCAGCUACUUUUGCAUUUGGUUCCAUCCUUGAAGGUCCUUCUGUUGAGAAACUUGCUCCCCUGGUACAGGCUGGCCUUGAUUUCUUGCUCAACACAACCAAAGAUCCAAACAGUCAAGUAAGGGACACCACUGCAUGGACUCUUGGUAGGGUAUUUGAGCUCCUGCAUUCUCCAACCAGUGCAAAUCCCAUCAUAACAACUGCAAACCUUCCUCGUAUCAUGAAUGUGUUGCUGGAAAGUAGUAAAGAUGUUCCAAAUGUGGCUGAGAAAGUCUGUGGAGCCAUAUAUUUUCUUGCCCAAGGUUAUGAAGAUGCAGAGUCCAUCUCAUCUGUGCUUACACCUUUUCUUCCUAAUCUCAUUGCCGCUCUCCUUUCUGCUGCGGAUCGGGCUGACACCACCCAUUUCAGGCUUCGUGCAUCAGCUUAUGAAGCAUUGAAUGAGAUUGUGAGAGUCAGCAACGUACCUGAAACAUCAGGCAUUAUAGGGCAGUUACUGCAGGAGAUCAUGAGGAGAUUGAAUCUGACGUUUGAGCUCCAUAUACUUUCAUCAAGUGACAAGGAAAAGCAAAGUGAUCUUCAGGCGUUACUGUGUGGUGUACUGCAGGUCAUCAUUCAGAAAUUGAGCAGCUCAGAUGCUAAGUUGAUAAUCGCCCAGACUGCUGAUCAGUUGAUGCUUCUGUUUCUCCGUGUCUUUGCUUGCCACAGCUCUACUGUACAUGAGGAAGCAAUGCUUGCCAUUGGUGCUCUCGCUUAUGCCACUGGCACAGAUUUUGUGAAAUACAUGCCUGAGUUUUUCAAGUACCUGGAAGCUGGCUUACAGAACUAUGAAGAGUAUCAAGUCUGCUCCAUCUCUGUAGGAGUGGUGGGUGAUAUCUGUCGUGCCUUGGAAGACAAAAUUUUGCCCUUCUGUGAUGGGAUUAUGUCUGUUCUUCUCAAGGACCUUUCAAACUCAAUGCUCAAUCGUUCUGUUAAGCCCCCAAUUUUUUCAUGUUUUGGAGACAUUGCUCUUGCGAUUGGUGAUAAUUUUGAGAAAUACCUUCCUUAUGCGAUGCCAAUGCUUCAAGGAGCUGCCGGACUUCUUGCUGUUUUGGACCAUACCGAUGAGGAUAUGGUUGAUUAUGGUAACCAGCUCAGACGGGGAAUCUUUGAAGCUUACUCUGGCAUACUCCAGGGUAUAAAGGGUGCAAAAGCUCAGUUGAUGAUACCCUAUGCAAGCCAUCUGCUGCAGUUCACUGAAGCUGUCUACAAGGACCGGAGCAGGGAUGAGAGCGUGACAAAGGCUGCAGUUGCUGUCCUGGGGGACCUUGCGGACACACUCGGCCCAAGCUCCAAGGAUCUGUUCAAGAGCAACCUCUUCCAUGUUGAGUUCCUGAGGGAGUGCAACGAUUCAGAUGAUGAAGUCAGGGACACUGCGUCAUGGGCACAGGGAAUGAUAAAUCAAGCGCUGGUUUCUUAAGGGAGGGGAUUAUUUUGUUUUGUCAGUUAUUGGGGAGGUUUCUUUUGUGGCUGUGCCAAGACCAUUUGCCACAGAUGGAUGAAAGAAUACCAACAUAUAUGUAGCGUCAGUCGUAGGACCCCUUGUCUGUCGUAGGCUUCUUCUGUGCUUUGUUUGUCAGUCUGUCAAGUCAGUUAUGCGUCACAUUUGGCGUGGGUGGAUUCUGGCAUUGAAUGUCUUGAACAGCUAAACGUGUUAAUGUAUUCUACCUGUGGUGUUUAAUCCAUUC